Molecule: messenger RNA, 1982 nt
Organism: Morus notabilis
Lineage: Eukaryota; Viridiplantae; Streptophyta; Magnoliopsida; Rosales; Moraceae
Product: pectinesterase/pectinesterase inhibitor
Exons: 2
Coding region: 69-1727 (552 amino acids)
Biological process (GO): cell wall modification
Molecular function (GO): pectinesterase inhibitor activity; pectinesterase activity
Source: RefSeq, a predicted model, not a curated record
CGCUCUUAUUUAAGCGUUCCCAUGGGCAUCACAACUUUGCCACACAGAAAUCUCAGCCACCAUUAAUCAUGGCAACCAAUCAGCCUUUGCUUGAAACUUCCAAGUCUUCCCACUCCAAGAUUCCUUAUCUGCUUCUGAUCUCCAUUGCUGCCCUUGUAAGCACAGCUUUUUUUGCUAUCCAUUCCAUCAAAACGACCUCGCUUAGUACUCCUCCAAACUUGCCACUACACAAAAUCUGUGACCAAUCGGUCGACAAAGAAUCAUGCUUGGCCAUGGUCUCGGAAGCAGCCCGCCAAUAUUCGACCGUGGCCGAUCAUCAUGAUCUGCUCAAAGCCUUCCUAGAAAAAACCACACCUCGCAUACAACAAGCUCUCAAGAUGGCAAACGAUGUCCGCCUUCGGAUCAACAAUCCGAGGGAUCGAGCUACUCUCCUUGACUGUGCAGAGCUCAUGGACAUAUCCAAAGAUAGGGUUGUGGAUUCCAUAUCAACUCUUUUCCUUCAAAAGCAAACGUCUCAUUCCCAUGAAGACGUGCAUGCAUGGCUUAGUAGCGUCUUGACGAACCACGUGACUUGUUUAGAUGCCCUAGAGGACGGUUCAUAUGCCAAGAACUUGAUGGAUUCUCAUCUAAAUGAGUUAAUAUUAAGGGCUAGAACCUCCUUGGCCAUUCUUGUUUCAGUUUUUCCGUCGAAUUCCGAAGCGAUUGAGACGUUGACCGAUGAUUUACCGACAUGGGUUACCGCGGGAGAUCGGAGGCUCUUGCAGGCUUCGGUGAAGGCUAUCAAGGCCGAUAUUGUUGUUGCAGAGGACGGAAGCGGAAAGUACAAGACCGUGAAGGAAGCUGUGGCUGCAGUACCCGACAAUAGCAAGACCAGGUUCACCAUUUAUGUGAAGAAGGGGACUUACAAGGAGAAUGUCGAGAUCGGAAAGAAGAAAAAGAAUGUGAUGCUUGUUGGGGAUGGCAUGGAUUCCACUAUCAUCACCGGUAGUCUCAAUGUUAUUGAUGGAUCGACCACUUUCAAUUCUGCAACCGUAGCUGCUGUCGGCGAUGGAUUCAUAGCCCAAGACAUAUGGUUCCAAAACACGGCGGGCCCACAAAAGCACCAAGCCGUAGCUCUCCGAGUCGGCGCCGAUCAGUCUGUCAUAAACCGGUGUCGUAUUGACGCUUACCAAGACACUCUCUACGCCCACUCCAACCGCCAAUUCUACAGAGAUUCCACCGUCACCGGCACCGUCGACUUCAUCUUCGGAAACGCCGCCGUCGUGUUCCAGAACUGCAAGCUCGUUGCCCGGAAGGGCAUGAGUGGGCAGAAAAACAUGGUCACGGCCCAAGGCCGAACCGACCCAAACCAAAACACCGGCACUUCGAUCCAGAAAUGUGAAAUCUCCGCCAGCUCAGAUCUCGAGCCCGUUAAGGCCUCGUACAAGUCGUAUUUGGGCCGUCCGUGGAAGGAGUACUCAAGAACUGUCGUCAUGCAGUCUACCAUUGGUGACCUUAUUGAUCCAGCUGGUUGGGCUGAGUGGGACAAGGAUUUUGCACUGAAGACGCUGUACUAUGGGGAAUACGCGAAUCAAGGCCCGGGUGCGGGAACUAGCAAGAGGGUGAAUUGGGCCGGUUAUCAUGUAAUUACCAGCCCAUCAGAGGCCCAAAAGUUCACAGUGGCGGAGCUCAUCCAAGGCGGUUAUUGGUUGAAGAAUUCUGGGGUGGCUUACACGGAGGGGUUGUGAAUGUAAUUUUCUGGAAAUGGCUUUGCGUGGUUUCGUGUAUUUCUUCUUUGUUUCAAUAAGCGAAAUCUUGUAUAAUAUUCCUGUUUUACCCUUUCUCUGUGUCAAAUGUUGGAAGGUCGCCAAUAUCAAGUGUUUGAUGGGUUUACUUUAUGGUCUUUAUGUGGAGAGGAGUUGGAUGAUUUCAUAUAUUAUAACUAGCCAUGACGUGUAACACCAAUGAUGAGUAAUAUUAGUACUAUGUGACUUUUAAUGCAA